Candidula unifasciata is the source of this 232-nucleotide messenger RNA. The record is from the annotation of a GenBank genome assembly. Lineage: Eukaryota; Metazoa; Mollusca; Gastropoda; Stylommatophora; Geomitridae.
CGCCGAUGAACGCCUGAUGGAGCAGCGAAAUGCCCUGUGUGUAGUCGACUCUGAUGGCGUGGUUCUCUGGAUGCCUCAAGCCAUCCUCCGCAGCUCGUGUGAGUUCGACACCCUUUACUUUCCCUUGGACGAGCAAGUGUGUAUCCUCAAGUUUGGCUCAUGGACUUAUAACGGCUUCCGGUUGGAUAUCGAUUUCAAACCAGGUAACUUUCUCCUCUGUGUCCUAGUAUAG